Caenorhabditis auriculariae is the source of this 13214-nucleotide messenger RNA. Lineage: Eukaryota; Metazoa; Nematoda; Chromadorea; Rhabditida; Rhabditidae. The record is from the annotation of a GenBank genome assembly.
AUGAUUCAAACACAGAUAGACAAGGUGGAAAAUAUCUAAAUUCAAAAUAUUUCUAUAUUUUCUCAACAGGACAUUUUGUACUAUAUCGAGCAGGAAACGACAGCCGCUGGACUGAGCUCCCCAUUCAUCUCCAGUGUAUUUUUCGAAAGUUUGGGAAACUUGCAGAAUUUUUCCAAAUAUCAUGGCUAUCAGUUUUUUGACGUUAGUUGAUUCUGAAAUUCAUAGGCAAGGACCCUUUAUGGGCUCUUUGAGUGUCCGUUUUGGGUUCAAAAGGUUUCCAUAAAUUGUCUCUAAACGGUUUCCUUCUUACUGCCUUUUUCCGCCCUUUCAUUGACCGUAUUCGACCCUUUUUGGACCUUUCUGAGAAAUUUUUUAAAUUGAGAAUAAUCUUUACCAGUGACGGUGUAUGAACCAAAAUGUGCUACAGUAAUAAAAUCGGAAAUGACCGAGACUUUCUUCACUCUUUUGUCACCCCUUUGUGAGGUUUUUUAGCUCACCAAGAAGGAAAGGCUCAAUAAAGGCCCCAAAACGGAACCCUUUUAGCGGCCGUUUUCCGCCAUUCCGACUUUGACAACGUUUUGUAGUUCAUUCUUUCCAGCUUUUUUUUUUCGAAGAAGUUGGAUUUGUAGAAACCAAAUAUGGGAGCUUUCGACAUCAUCUACCUGGAUUUCGAUCACGUCUUCCGAGUUGAAGCGUUCCAGAAAAAGAAUAACAAACCCUACUUUCUUAUCACCCAUCUGAUGUACCACACUGCGCCCGGAGUCUAUGACUACUUGUUGAAGUUCAAAAACUUUUCUGUUCCACGGUAAGAAGUCCUUUAAGUGACCCGAACCUUGUGCGAUGGUUCGCGAAAAACGCCAACACUUCGGCUCACCCAAAACUGGUCCCUUUAGCUAUCGGGCUGACUGAGGAUAACGCGAUGAAGCAGAAGAUCGUGAUUGACGCGGCUCGACGGCAAAAGUUGGUUUUUUAUUAAAGAAUCAGGGCCCAAAAACAGCCGAAAAAACGACACGCUGAAGUGCGCUCUACGGCUAACUAUUUUUGUUUACCUCCUUAAUUUGACCUCGGUAAUGAAAACCGGAAGUGCUCCACACGUUUUUGAGCCCUUCUAGGGAUCACUAAAGAGGGCUGACGCUACUAAAGUGGUCACUAGAACUGCGCAGAAACGUCCGUUUCUCGUUACCAAUGGCCGAGAAUCUGUUGCAAAUUUCUUAUAGUUAUUCAUCUAGUUUUUCUAAAUCGGAAAAAGGAUCUUUUUAGAAAGUUUUCGGAUCGAUCGAUUGAUUUGUACAUAAACAUUGGGAAGAGCUCCCACAAGAGCCGAUUCGGACUGUUUGAUUUGUGCAAUUCCACGUCUUUCAAGACAGUUUGCAGGUUUGGAGAGUUAAAACUUCGAGGGAAAUUAUAGAAUGACUCAUUAUCAGAACCUUAUGGGGCUCAGUAUAUUCAUAAAAGCAAAAAAACGGUCUUCAAAGAGAAAAAUCGCCUGACUCCUUUCCGAUAGAAACUUGUCUCGAAACGAACCGCCCUGCGCCUUUAAAUCCCUCUUAAGUCAUCGAAAAACAUUGCAUCAAUUCAGAAACCGCGAUCGGACUUUCAAGGAAUAUUUGGAAGACAUGGCUGACUCGAAAUUCGUCCUUUCUCCCCGUGGGUCCGGUUACGACUGUUAUCGGACGUCAGUUUGAAGUUUCAUAGUCCAUGCACAACCCGUUGCUUUUUUCAAGAAUAUAGUCUGUUAAUAAAGUUUUUUUGAAUAAAGUGACGUCAUUCGAAAGAUCUCUGGAUGGCUCACUCUCUGAUUCGUUUAUAGGGUCAUUGGGGGCGGAGCUUGAACGAAUUUGAACUAAUUAUAACAGUAGCAGGACUUGUGCUUCCCUUACAUCUCAAUAAAGAGAUUUUUCGUCCUAAAACCUUUAUAAAUCAUUCCUGUGUCCCUUUAAAUUUUUAGCAGCUUUGGAAACUUUGAAAAGUUCAUUCAGAUGGGAAGCGAUCAUAAUGGGCGCCAUUCCGAUCGUCGAAAAAAGCCCCAUCGACGCGAUUUUUGAGAACGAACGUAUUCUGAUUGUUGACAGCUUUGAUGAGGUUUCAAUGAAAAAUUGAGGAUCAAAAAGAGUUAAUUUUAUCAUUUUAUUUCAUACAAAGCUCUAAAAAUGCUCAAUCGAAAAAGUUUUUGAAAAAUUUUUUUCAGAGACUUGAUGACUUGCACUUUAGAAAUAAAAUAAUUUCAAUUUUCUAGAAUUUGAGAUGAAAAGUUUCUUUUUUUUAAGGUCAAUCUUAUAUGCUUUCGUUUUCCCUGAAAAUUUCAACGUUCCUUAAAUUUAUUUAGGCCCUUAGCUCGAAUUUCAGUAAGAUAAAGAGAAAUUCGUGAGGUUCAGUUAAAAAUAAGUGUAUCAACCAGUGACUUACCAAAUAAUAGUUCUUUAAAUACGAUCUCUUUCAAAAAGCGAUUGAUACACUUCAAAUUUUGGUUGUUGAAGAAGGAUCAUAUGUGACUUCUUAUACUGAACGAAGUAUCACAAAAAAAAUAUAUAACUUUUCAGAUCUCAGCAGAACUUUUACGAAAAGCUGAGACUCGGCUGGCCUACAAGAAAUUCGGACUCUCGAAAGUCUUCAAAUCCUACUGGAAGGACAUGUUUCUCGGACCGACGAGGGAAGUGGCUGGAAAUGGAAAAUACCUGCAGAAAUUCUAUAGGGCUUACUGAUUUUUACUAAAUCUUCCAAUAAAAAUUUAUUCGAUGAUUUUUAUCUUGAAAGACAAACAUAAAUGAAGCCCUCAAGUACAGAAUAAUCAUGGAAAAUUUUCCUAGCAAGCUUGGAAAAUUUCGAUUUUUCAUCAGCUGAAUAUUUACUCAGACAAGCGCGAAAUGCAAGUGGUGGUGCUAAAAUGACUACGAGGAUCUCCUGAAUAAAUAUAUCUAAAUGGUCAAAGUGUAUCGUUGAUUCGUAACACCUAUUUCAGCUUUUUCUUUUUCUAUUCCAAAAAAACAAAUUCACCGAUUUCCACCUUUCUCCAUCCGCUACAACCUCCAUUACUGGCAUGAGAGAAGUCAUUAGUUUUCCUCUCAAUUUAAAAAGUAGAUUUACUUCCAGAGCAGUAAAGCGAUCCAAAAAAAUGCGACAUCACGCGAGCAAAAUCGCCCUCUCUUUCAUUUUUGUGGCUUUCUUCUCGUUUUUCAUGCUAAAGAGCCCAAACUUUCCCUCUAGCAUACCUGCAAAGGCUUAUUCGAAAGUUUUUCCUACCCAAAAAUCUUCUACUUGGAAAGUUCUCGACGAUGUCAUUGAUUAUACGUGAGUUCAAUGACCAAUUAAAAAAAUAAUAAUGUUUUCCAGGAGCUGUCCAUUUGAUUCUCCAUUGAGUGUUUACAUUGAAGAAGUGCCUGGAUUUGAAACCUGGGCUAAUUAUUUUCGAGCCGCACACGCGAAAAUAUCUUCUAGUCCUGAAAAUUGCGUGUCUUACUGUGAGCCAGAAUCAAAACUUUCCGUUUUUCUAAGAAGACUGGUGCAAAAGUUCAAAACUUUCCUUCGGAAAUCAAGAAAAAAGAAUUUUUUACACGGUAGUUGAAACUUCUGAGGUUUUGGUCGCAGACACCGUCGAUACGCGCAAAAUGAGAAAAAAUAUAUAUUUUUCUUUCUUUCUUUUUUUGUUUCUGUGCGGAGUUUAACCAGUUUGUAAUAUCAAAGACGCCUUUAAUGCUCAUGCCGUGUUCAAAGUAAUUUCCGCGAAAUUCAAAAAUAGCCGUCAGAGAAAGAGAAAGAUAACUAAAUUUUUGGAGGGUCAGAGACCAUUUUGCAUUUCGCGGAAAUUACUUUGAACACGGCAUCAGCUUCAAGGAGAAGAUUCAUAUUUUUAAAAAUCAGAAGACUUCUUUCUAAGUAAUUCAGAAACGAGGUUUUCUGAUUUAAGCUUUAUUUAUUAUCUUGUUUUCCACUCUAACUUCUUUGAUUUGGUUUUUUUCAGAUAACUUUUUCAAAAGGUUUUUUUACCUGUUCUGUCUAACGCGCUAUGGCAAAACACUGUAGUAAUCAACGUUGGAGACGCGGUAACUUCUGAAGAUUACAAGGCGAUCGUUAUCCAGAGUUAUGUUCAACAAAGUCGCAGGUUUUUCGAAGACUUUUUCAUUUUUUUUCAAGUUCAAAAGCUUAUAGGUUCAUUGAUAUUGCGGCGGAACUCGACCUACCUGAGGUAGUUGAAAAUACUCAACUGGCUCAUCUUUUGCCUUAUAAAAGAUCGGUCUGUUUUUUUCUGUUGGGUAUUUUUUUUAAAAUCUUGUUUUCAGUUUUUCUUGUCCUACAUUGCUACGAAGAAUGAUUACAAUGCCGAUGAAGUUUUUGCGAAAAUCAAAACAUUUUCCAAUUUCUGAUCUCAAUAUAAGUUUCGUAGAUUGUCGGCUUGGAGGUCAACCUCAUAAGGAUUGCUCAGAAGAAAAUUCUAUUAAUGGUUUGAAAAAUCAAAAGAGGUCGCAUUUAAGAUGAGAUUCCAGACACUCGAUUGGCGGAAAGUAUGUUCUUGUGUUCUUUCCGAUACGCCUGAAAUGAUGAAAUAUUUCAACAAAGCUUUACGAGCUGGCUGUGUGCCAGUUAUUCUCUCUACAUCCGUAAUUCUUCCCUUUGAAGGUAGUUUGAUAGGAAACUCACUUGAUUAUGAUUAUUUUAGACCGAAUCGACUGGCAAAAGGCAGUUUUCCGACUUCCUACCCAAAGAACUAGCAGCCUUAUUCCUACGCUCCGUUCAGUCUCUUGGAUUGAUCACCUGGAGAUGAGAAAACGCGGUCGAGCACUUUAUAGAGCUUACAUCGGUAGCCAAAAAGGUGUAGUCAGGCUUGAUGAAAAAAAGACAAUGAAAAAGAGAGAGUUGAGAAACUUGAAAAGAAAAAUCUGACACACCAGGGAAUUUUAUCAGCUCACUUCUGAAUGAAACUAGGCUCACUAGAUAUAGUUUUUCACGUUGAUUCCGAAUCUGUGCUCAAAACUUUCCCUCAAGGCUUGUAAAAAAAAGUUAGGAGCUUUCAAAGUCGAAACUGUCUCCGAGUGAGCUCUUUUUGGAGGGUAUGUAGAUCCUGUCUCACUGGUAAUUGAAUAUUUUUCUUCAAAAAAUUUUUUUGAGCCUAGAUAUGAUUUUUCAAAGCUCCUUGAAGUCAAUCCCAAUUUUUUUUUCCAGUCCUUGCCAAGACAAUCCUUGGAGCUCUCCGCUUCCGCUUACAAAUGACGGCAGAAACAUCGGAAGUUUUGGUCCGUUGAAUUAUUUUUUGAAAUAACACCUUGAACAAUUUUCAGCACCACGCCAAGCCACUUUUCGACGGAGGUUUCUUUCACGGCUCCAGAACCUUUCCCUCCGAUGCCGGCGCCUAAUCUCACUAUCAAGGGUCCUUUUUUCAUUGGACCUCCUUAUAUGCUUCGAUAAAAACUAUACUGUUAAAAAUUUCAAUUUUUUGUAAUUUUCAUGUUAUUUGAGGUGUUUUCAGGUUUCCAUUUCUGUUGUAAAAUUGUGAGAACUCUUCGGUUUUUUAAAGAAAUUUUCGAGAUCCCGCAUUCGAACCAGUCUCUUUCCGAAUCCGAACCUAGCCUCAUCCAACCAAACAUGUCUCAUUCCGAACCGAAAAGUUUUUCUUCCUACCAUCUUUUGAACCAAAAAUGACUUUUUCAAAACCAAAUUAUAAUAUUCCCUCAAAAACCAUCCAGAACUUCCAGUAUAUAGCCGAUUCGCGGUCAACUUGCGACCCUGAGGAGGCGUGGCCUGUCUGCGCUCUACCCCAACCGAGCACUAUAUCUUCCUUUACCGUGUCAGGACCCAUUUUUCAAAGCUCAAGCCAGCCGUAAUCAGUUAUACAAAAGGCCUAAGAAAAUGAAGCAUUAGCGAAGAGAAAAGUCGGAUUAUUUCCUCUGCAGCUCUAAAUUAAAUUGACUGAAUAAAUGGGAAAAAAAAUACGAUUCUAGACAGAAGUUUGAAAUCUUAAUCUGGCAAAAAAGUUGGAAAGCGAAAAUCCUGUUCCCAACGCGAACGGCUAAGGAAAUGAUGUACAGAACGACGGAUAGUUUUUAGAGAGAAAUUAGAUUUUGGUGCGGAAAGAGCCAUUUCUGGUUCGGAAAGAGCUAUUUUUUGGCUCAUAAAGAGCCGUUUUUGGUUCGAAAAAAGCUAUUCUUGGUUCGGAAAGAGCUAUCUUUUGGUUCCUAGAGAGCCGUUUUUGGUUCAAAAGAGCUGUUUUUGGUUCGAAAAAAGCUGUUUUUGGUUCGAAAAGAGCUGUUUUUGGUUCGAAAAGAGCCAUUCUUGGUUUGAAAAGAGCUAUUUUUUAGUUCCAAAAGAGCUAUUUUUGGUUCGAAAAGAAGCAGGUUCGAAUGAGGGCUCGCCAUUUCCCGGCUCAUCCUUUUUCGUAUGAAAUUCUAAAAAAGAUGUUCAUAAAAGUUUAAUCUCAAAAUUUUUCCGUUUUUAUUCUUCUCCUCUAACUUUCUCAAUUUUCAGGACUUCCGAAAGACUUGCUACCUUCCAAUUCUCCGCCUUAUAACCACAAUUUGACUUCUCUUAACUUAGUUUUUCUUCCUGUCAUAGUAUAAACUAUUGAACAAGGUUCAGUACGCCUAUGAACUGUGGAACGUCGACCUGAUGCCGUUCACAACUCCAGAAUAUAUUCUAAAUGCUGCGGAUCCUCCCAACGACAUCAUGAUUCAUAGCGACACGUCGGAAGGUUACCUUUUCCACAAUUUUCAGUUCAAAUUUCUUCAGAAAUCAUGCGAGCCGACACCCCGCCCCAGUUUCAUCAAUUUUUAGGUGGAAAUCAGCCAACCGAGCAAUUCACAAGUUUACUUGGACUUUUUAAAGCGGAAAAUCUACAGUUUUCAGUUGUCUUGAACACUUUCAACCGUGACGAGCUGCUGAACAACUCGUUGCAGAGCUUCGACAACCUUGCCUACCUCAAUAAAGUCAAGAAAAACAUGCAAUUAUUAUUUGAAAUUGUAACUUUCAGGUCGUCGUUGUAUGGUGUGAUACGAAGCGUAAGCCGCCUAGAGUCUGGCCCGAAAUUCAUGUCCCUAUCGAGUUGGUAGUUUCAGGAGAAUAGAAAAACAAGCUGCCUCAGCUUUUUCUAUGCUUUUUGAAGAAUGAAGAAAUCAUUAUGCUUUACAAAACAAAUCUUUGAUAAUUACUCCACAAACUCACUAGGGAACUGCUCGGGCUCGGGUACGUGUAGCAAGUUGAAACUACGGUGAUUUAUAUACCUAAGAGCUUUUAGAAACAAGAGAGAUAAUUUGCUAAACCUCAUAGGCUUUUGAGAAAAAGCUUCUCGUAGUAAUCGAGGAAGAAUCCUUUAUAAAAGUACGAAAUUCGAAGAGAUUUGGAAGUUUUAUCAAUAUAGUUUCUUAUUUCCGAAGGAAUUCAGGAAAAAAUGUUUUCUAAAUCUAGGGAACAACACCGGCAGAGAUCGUAGUUAUACUGGAAGUGACUUUCAUUCACUCGUUCAAUUACUUUUUGAGAAGCAUCUAAACCAAGAUAAAUUUUCUCAAUUUUAUGACUUUUAAAAAGUUUUCUGUCUGUUGGAAAAAUGCAAAAAAGAUUUUCCCUCAACAGGAAUCGAACCUACUCAAAAAAAAGUCGAACCUGAGAAUGGCCCUCUAACCACUGUGCCUGUCGCGAAAAGCGAUCUUUUUUUCUUUUUCCCAAAAAUUGUCAAUUUGUUCCCAUAAAAUAUUUAUUGUGUGGGUGGUUUUAAUAUCUUUCUGGGAAACGUGGGAGUUUUCGUUCUAUAGACUAGGAAGAAGCCAAAAAAACUGUUUAUUCACUUUACAAAAAGUCGAGACUAAACGAAAGUCGAAAAAAACAGUUUUUUUGCUUCUUCCCUUUUAUAGAACGAAAACUCCCACGUUUCCCAGAAAGAUAUUAAAACCACCCACACAAUAAAUAUUUUAUGGGAACAAAUUGACAAUUUUGGGAAAAGAAAAAAGAUCGCUUUCGCGACAGUGCCAGGCAACCUCGGUGAGAGAGGCAGAUUAUUCCUCGAUUUCUUCGAGAAGCUUUUUCUCAGAAGCCUAUGUGGUUUAGCAGAUAUCUAUAUUGUUUCUAAGUCUACAAGCCACCGUAGUUUCAAAUUCAUACGAGUACCCGAGCCCGAAUAGGUACCACUUUGUAAUAAUUUAAAGUUUUCUCAAGAAAACUUCGGCUUUCAAAAAAAUUGUCUCCAGGUUCGUGGCCGCUCCUGACAGCUUGAACUCGAGGUUUAUUCCCUUCGACAAUAUUAAAACGGAAGCUGUUCUAUCGCUGGAUGACGACAUUUUCCUGACACACGAAAUGAUUUUAUUCUCCUUUAGGUUAAUCUAUGAAUUAUUUUCUAAUUUUUGAAAAAUCUAGAGUUUGGCGACAGCACCGAGAUCAACUUGUUGGUGUCGUCCAUCGGGUGAACGGAUACGAGAAUAUUAUUUAUCCUCACGGAGGCGUUUGUCAGUACAAUGUCAUAUUGCCAACUUCUUCGUUUCUGCAUAAGGUUAACAAUUUUGAAAAUGGUUUUUUUCUUGUUUUAAAAAUCGAAUUAUGUUUAUUUUUCAUAAAGAGAAGGGUCGUCUGGAAAAUGAAAGGAACCACAUGCUUAAAUUUGCUUAAAUUGAAGAUUUUCGAUGAUAAUUUUUUUACACAGUUGAAAAGUAUUAGGUUUAUUUCGGUCCUGGGCUUUAUGGUUUCUUGAUUAUUUGCAGUUCAAAACUUACCUUAUUGAAUUAACUUGAAUAUCUCUAAUUUGUAUCUUUUUGAGAGUUACAUGGAAGCGUAUACGUACCACAUGGAUCCCGCCAUACGGAAAACACGUGGACGAUACGAUGAAUUGCGAGGAUUUGGCAAUGAACUUUCUGAUUGCUCACUUAUCAGGGAAGCCUCCGAUCAAAGCGACCCCGCAGAGCGAAUUUAGGUAUUUUUAAAUGUUUCAGCAACUCCGGUUAUCUUUUUCCUGUGCAAAGAUCAAUGAACAGUUUUUUUUAUUUGAAUUUUUUACAGGUAUUGUAAAGGAAAAAGUAAAAAUUUCAGCAAACCCAAAGGAAAGGUUGUGAAGACGAACUUGGGACUUAAACCAAGUCAUUAUCCGGUCAGAAACGAGUGCGUCCAUUUAUUCAUCAAAUUAUAUGGAUACAACCCCUUGAAGUGAGUUUUCAUUCUGAAUAUAAUUGAUUCCUAAUAUUUUUCAGAUAUUCCCAGUUCCAAGCCGUUUCAGUCAUGUUCAGCGAACACCCGGUGCUCAACAGAUGUUUUAAAACUGUUUGAUUUAUUUUAAUUGUAUGAAAUUUUUGAAAUGAUGAAGAUUCUACGUAUUCCUGUUCGUUUCGUUUACGGUGGAGGCCGAUCGUGAAAAUUACUGACUGGAUUUUUCUAUGAAGAACUUUCAACUCCAUUUUAAUUACUAGAAACUCUCCCCCAAAUUUUUUGCAACCAAAAAGGUCUAUUUUAACAUGGAUAUAGUCAAGCUCUCUGUUUAUCCAGCUGCAUCAUGUUGGGCGUCGGAAUUUCUCGCUUCUCUUGUCUCAAGUUCAUUUAAUUACUACUGUUGUACGGAAAUAUGACCAGCUUCAUGUGUUGGAAUUUUGUUUUGUUAUUCAACCUUUGUAUUCUGUCAUUUCUCAUCUUUUUCCAUGUUGAAAGAUUGCCUCCGGCUCAGCGAAAUGUCCGAUUUGCUGAGCCUUCCUUCAUCGAAUCAAUCGAAGAUUUUAUUGAUUACAGGUUAGUUUAUUCUCUUUAAAACCGAACAUUGUAUCUCCCUUCAGUAAAUGUCCCCUCCAUUCGCCGAUGAAGAUUCAUGUCGUGAAAACGGAGGAAUAUCAAUAUUGGACGAGUUUAUUCGAAAAGUCCCAUUCUCCGAUUGCAAAAAAUGCUGAGGAUGCUUGUUUAAUUGUGAAUUUGAACUGGUUUUCAGUGUACUAAUGUAUUUCUAGAUCAAAUUCACGAAUGGGACGCUUCCUAAAGAGCCAACAAAAAAUCUUGUCGUAGUGAAUAUUGGAGAUUCCGUUGACACGCGUCAUUUUCAAGGGACUGUAGUCCAGUCACAUAUUUCUCCGGCCAGACGGUUGGAAAUCGCUUUUUCCUUGAUGUUACUUAUAAAUAUGUUCAGAAGUGUUGAUUUUGCUGCUAGUUUCGAGUUUUUAAAUGGACAAUGGAUUUUUCUGAAGCCACUACUACCUUUUCCGAGAGAAGUUCAAGAAAAUCGCGGAUAUUUGGCAUUGGAGGAAAUUUUCAGAACUUCUUGACGUAUUUUCCUGCAAAAUUUGACUCUGAAACGAAAGGAAUCAUUGAAACUCUGAAACAAGUCGCCGCUUCUCGGAAUGUCGCGUUUCAAGCCGUCGAAUGUAAAGAGAAAAAUGAAUCGUGUGCUCAAACUUUUUCUGUCAAUGGAGUUCGUUCAAGUGAGAUGAGAACAGCUUGAAGACAGAAAAAUCAAUUAAAAUUAUAAUAUUCUCCUGUUCCAUUAGUUCGGUUUCAGACAACUCUCUGACGGAGUCUUUAUUCUGUUUGAUCGAAGAUUCUCCGCAAAUUAUCAAUUUACUUUACAAAUCCAUUUCUUCCGGCUGUGUUCCUGUGCUAUUAUCUACUUCUGCUGUACUGCCUUUUGAAGGUGGAAAAUAUCAUUCUCAAGCGAAUUUAUUUCAAAAAGAAAUUAGAUUUGAUCGACUGGCGGCAGGCUGUUUUCCGAUUUCCCAGCCAAAGACUUCCUGAAAUCAUCCCAGUACUUCAAUCAGUUCAAUGGCUCGAUAUCAUCGAAAUGAGAAAACGCGGCCGGGCUAUUUACACGAAUUACCUCGGGAAAGAGACGGGUUACUGUGACUUUUUAGUGAAAUGCAUCUAAAACCGAAAAUUUCAGUUUUCGCAAAGACUUUGUUGGCUGGUUUAAGGUACCGACUUCAGUUAGGAAGUGAUUCUCCUGAUAAAUUGGUGGAACUUUAUAAUAAUUCAUUUUGAAAUGGAAAAUGUUUUAGCAUGUUGCCAAGCCUCUAUUCGGCGAUUCUUUUGUAGCUCCAGAUUCCUUUCCUCACGAUGGACCGCUCGAAACUGAUAUGCAGGGUAAGUUCAGAAGUCCAACUACUCGUUAUUUUCCGACACAAAUGAUGUUUUAUGGUCUUGAGACUUUUGAAGGAAUGCCGACGGAUCACGAGCCGAUUGAUUCAACUCGGUACGAUCACAACUUCACGUCUCUGAAUUUGGUACUUCUGUUUUCGAUUUUUUCGGAAAUAAAGCCAAUAAAAUAAUAUUUAGUAUGCUCAUGACUUGUGGAACAACGCAUUCACUCCUUUUAUUACGCCAGAAUUUAUAAUCAAUUCUGCUGAGCCACCGGGCAACGUUCAAAUGUUUAAUGAAUCUCGGCACGGUUUAAUUUUUUAAAAAUACUCUCACCUUCCCUUUUUCUAGCAUUAAGUAGAGCCGACACGGCCAGACAGUUUCAUCGGUAUCUGGGAGGAAAUCAACCAACUGAGCAAUUUACAAGUCGAAAAGGAAAAUGGUUAUCGAAAAAGUCGGGUUUUCAGUUGUGAUAACGACUUUUGACCGGGACGAGAUGCUCAACUCGACCCUGAAAAGUUUCCACAAAAUCGCCUAUCUGAACAAGGUUUUCAGAAUGGAGGAAUAUUCCGCCUCAUGGUUUCAGAUCGUUGUCGUGUGGUGCAACGAAAAGAGAAGUCCGCCCAGAAAUUGGCCUCAGAUCCAAGUUCCCAUCGAGUUUGAACCUUCGGCUCUUCUAUGAAAAAGGCCUUUUUCAGAUUCGUUUCCGCUCCGGACAGUUUGAACUCGAGGUUCAUUCCCUUCGACAAUAUCAAAACGGAGGCCGUGCUCUCCUUGGACGACGACAUCGUUUUGAGCCACGAGAUGGUCCUUUUCUCCUUCCGGUACGAUGGACUUGAGACAAACUAGGGAAAAAUAGAAAAUCAAAAAGGGAUGUAAUGAAUUUUAAGAUAUGAUCUCACAAGAGAGAGGACUUUCGAAUUCACGAGUAGAAUUUUCAAUCAAUAUCUUACAGAUUUAUUGGCUUUUUUGUUUCCAUUGUUCAAUUAAACCAGUAGAAUCAUUUUCAAAUACACCCAUCUCAAUUUUAUCACGAAAAAUUUCAUUUAUUUUUUUGUAAAAUGUGACCUUUUGAAUUUUUUUAAAGCUCAGAUCGCCCUUGGAUUUCGAUUUUUUUUUUCCUUAGAAUCUGGCGCGAAAAUCGAGACCAGCUCGUGGGUCUUGUCCACCGGACUACGGACUACAGCCAAGGCUAUCCCACUUAUUCGCCUUCGGGGCCGUGUCAAUUCAGCCUCAUCCUGCCUACUUCAGCUUUCUUGCAUAAGGUGAUCUUAGAAGUGAUUUGAGAUAUAUUUUUUUUCGGCCCAUAUGUAGUUCUAUUGUUUAAAUAUAUUUUCUGAAGGCUUCGAUCUGUUUGUACAGACCUGACCACACUUUUUUGGGUUUCAAUCGACCCGAAUCGAUUAAUUAUUAACGUUUUCCUUUUCUUAAAUUCUAAAUUGAAUGGUUAUCUUUCGGAACAGAACUCGCGAUACAGUCAAAAGGCAUUUUUCUGUAUAGUCCGUCCGCCGCGAAUUGACAGUUUUCGCGUGUCUGCGUCUCUCUGUUCCCUCACCGGCGAGGUCAGAGAAACGCGAAUAUAGAGCGUCAACAUGAGAGAGACCUGCAGAGACGAGGAGGGCGCAGAGAAGUUCCGCCCUUUCAAGUCGCAAAAAACGGACUAUAGAGAGAGAAGCUCUGUGAGAACAGAGAAAAGCGAAUUUUUGAAGGAGUUCCCUCAAAGGAAAUUAUAAAACUAUAUUCCUUCCGAUUUGAAUUUUCAAGUUUCCAGUCCUACCUCGAAGCGUACACCUACCAAAUGGAUCCUAGUGUCCGUGAACACGUCGACGCGACAAUGAACUGUGAAGACAUCGCCAUGAACUUCCUAAUCGCUCAUUUAACCAAAAAACCGCCCAUCAAAACCACCCUUUUCUACAGUUUCAAGUCCGUUCUUCCCAUAAAUCUUGAUUCAUUUUUUUUUCCAGGAUGCCCGAAGGUAAAAUGAAGAAGAAGAGUUUGUCAGCAAAAUCCGGCCAUUAUUAUGUGAGGAGCAAAUGUAUCGAGGUCUUCACCAGCAUGUUUGGAUAUGAUCCUUUGAAGUAACAGUCAAUUUCGCUUCUUGACCCGGCAUUUUUUUUCACAGGUACACGCAAUUCCAAGCCGUCUCCAUGCUCUUCAACAUGCCCGAGCAGAUGGAUAAGUGUUACAGAACUGUGUAA